This is a messenger RNA of Tribolium castaneum (red flour beetle), 1267 nucleotides long. RefSeq lists its product as uncharacterized. The coding region runs from base 117 to 1184 and encodes 355 amino acids. Gene Ontology annotation, cellular component: plasma membrane. Gene Ontology annotation, molecular function: odorant binding; olfactory receptor activity. Lineage: Eukaryota; Metazoa; Arthropoda; Insecta; Coleoptera; Tenebrionidae. Gene Ontology annotation, biological process: sensory perception of smell; detection of chemical stimulus involved in sensory perception of smell. The record is from RefSeq and is a predicted model, not a curated record. The transcript is spliced from 5 exons.
AAUAAUACGGUAACACAACCAUCUCCAGUUUUCCCAGAAAAUUGUCUUGCGUUCUAUUAAACUCUAAUUGAUAUAAAACAUUUUUCACUAGUGUUUUCUUUCAAAUUGCUAAAAAAAUGUCAGUCGGUGAAAUACGAAUAUGUCGUGUAACACGAAAAAUACUUCAGUAUAGCCAAAUAUGGCCCUCUGAUAAUUAUGAAAUGAAUUCUGGCAAAUGGUACUAUUUCAGAGUCUUGACCUUAAUGUUGACAACAAGUGUUUGGUUUUUUUGCAUCAUUAUGCACAUAAUUAUGUCAACACGAAGUCAUCUUGAUUUACAUGUUAGCGAAGAUGUUGCGUACAUUGUUGUUUUUUGCGGUCUUUAUUACAUCACCUUCAACUAUGUUAAAAACCAACACAAAAUUGCAUUACUACUUCGGGAUUUAUCAAAUUUUGACAAAUUUGGAGUCCCACCUGGUUAUGAAAAUGUCGAAACGAAGUUGGGUUUCUAUUCGAAAUUUCUCUUCGCUUAUGUGACUGUAGCUGGAGUUGUUUAUAAUUUUAUGCGAUUUAUUGAGAAAGGAGAGUGUGAAAAUAUGACAGGGAAAGACUUUAAUGAAGUUUGUGGUUUAAUGUCACCACUUUGGAUACCGAUAAGUUUGAACAACAAUUCCCUAGUUUAUUGUGCCAUUUUUUUGUAUGUCUUGAUUUGCUCGCAGAUGGUUAUCAAAGUUGGUUUAAUGAUAUCGUAUCAUGCGACAGAAAUGGCACAUCAUAUUAUCUUAAGAAUCGAUCAUUUGAAAUUAAUGAUUGUGAAAUGUUUUGAUUUAGAGUAUAACGAACUUCAACGAAGAAAAUUGAGACAAUGUAUACUGUAUCACACAGAAAUACUUGAUUUUGCUUCGAGGUUAGAUGAAUGUUUUUCAACUGGAAUGUUCACACAUAUUUUCAUGACUGGAGCAAUUUUUGCAUGCAUUGAAAAACAGUUUAUUGAUAUUUUGCAAAGCGAGUCAAUUCCUGAGUCUAUUUGGUUUUCACAGUGGUAUAAAGCUGAUAAAGAACUACGUAAAGAUUUAUUAUUUAUGCUUAUGAGGUGUCAAAAAAGUUUAAAAAUUAGAGCUGGACCAUUUGGUGUUUUAUCGUAUCCACUUCUAGUGUCGGUGCUAAAAAUGUCCUACUCUAUGCUUUGUAUGCUUACGUCUUAAAUCUAGUUGCAAGUUUGGCUAAUAAAAAUUUAUCUGCACUAAUUAUACUUUAUUUCAAUGUAAUAAUUAAAACACAACAAAUA